GAUGAUUUGUAUCAGAAAUUACAUAAUUUUCUAUCCGCUAGUUUCGUAAGUCACUUAUUACAUUUUGUUCAGAAGUAGCUUAGAUGGAAAAAGAAGAGGUCAAACCUUGGAGCGAGGUCAAACUGCAGUAUGUCAACGAUGCAGACCCAUUCAACUUCGUCGACUACAAGCAGCCCUCAUUUUCAAGAGCUCCCAAAUAUGCUUUUCUUAAACAUUAUCCCUUGUCAUCUCAAAUACCAACCAUACAUGCACUACUUAAACCUCCUUUUUCGUCACAAAUAUCGACUCUUCAGUUGUCGCAUAGUGGGAUCUAUUUGGACAUGGAAAUCGCGGUGGAAGAUCAAGCGGAUUUCUUCGAAGCUUUCAGCUCUGCGGCCGGUCACAGCGUAGUCUUACGCACGUCUUUAAUGCACCGCGUCGAGUGCCUUAAACAGAAUCUUUUAAGCUGUGCGGACAGAGAAUUACGACGCUCAUUGUAUCACGUGCAUCGGUUGUUCCAAGAAGACAAAGAUUUGAUUCCGGAAUUCGUCCAAAACGGAGGUCUCGAUUGCCUGGUUGAACUGGGAAAAGUUGAUGACCAGAACCAGCAGAAUUAUGUGCUAAGAGCAAUGGGACAAAUAAUGUUUUUCAUUGAUGGAAUGGAAGGAAUCAUUAAUCAUAAUGAAACGAUACAAUUUCUCUACUCGCUGCUUAGUUCCAAAUACAGAUUCGUUUUAACGACAGUGCUUAAACUGCUUUUUGUUUUUGUCGAGUACCAAGAUUCUAACGUGCAACUCAUGAUACAAGCUGCCAAUAUUGUCGAUCAGAGCAACCAUCAGGUACCUUGGUACAAUCUAAUGAAGGUUCUGGAAACGCAGCCUCACAGUGAUCCGGAUAUACUACUUAACACGUUCAAACUGCUUAACACAAUUCUUUCUUCCAUACCAGACCAGGAUACGUAUUACGACAUCGUGGAUUCUCUGGAAGAACAGGGAAUGGAGCGCCUGAUUCAAAAAUACCAGGCUAAACAGUCUCAAUGUCGAGGUCUCCUGAAGGAACUAAGACAGUAUGAAAUGAUGUUGCGUCAUGAAGAUGCAGGCGAUGAUGACGUGCUGUCGUUUGACAUCAAAGACAUGAAGUCACAUUCUGAUUGGUCAAUUGGAUCUCGAAGGAAAAGUCGCAGAACGUCUGAAUCGGGAUACCUGAAAACAACAGCUCCCUCUCAUUUAGGACUGGCAAGGUCAAUAAAUGUAAGUCCAGAGAAUACGCUAGCUGGUCACUCGAAACGAGAAUACUCGAGCACUGAUAAUAUUCUCUCUGGUUCAAGAGGAAACACUUUGCGAAGAUGGAACAAAAAGAUGAUAAUCACAGACUCGCCUGAAGAUACAAUAAUGGUUCCAAUGAAACUCGCUCAAAAAAUGAAAGAAGAACCGGGUGGUAAAUUGAUCUAUGCACCAAAUGGGCAUAGUUCUCUACCACAUCACCAUCACAAUCAUUCUUCACAUGAUCAGACCAAUUUGGGGUCCGAUUUUGAACUAUGUACAGACCCUAAUUGCAAAGGUGCACCAAUAAAAACCAGUCAUGGUCACAGCCAUGGGACGAAUGCAAGUAAUGAGAUUCUACAAGCCAAAUUGGACCAGUUGUUGAAAGAAAAGCAAGAGAAAAAUGGAUCCAGUUUUGAUUUGCUACAGAAAACUGGAGACAAAAGUCGUAUUUUGAGGGAACGAAAGCACGUGAAUGCAGAGGAUUUAAACAUUCCCAAAGUCGAAGUAUCCUGCGAAGAUUUCACAGAGUACUUAAGUAGUCGGAAAAGACCCACUGGUCUGCGAGAUAAAGAAGGUCUAGAAAACGACACUCGAAAUGACGAAUUCUCUCCAAAAAACUCCGAAGGUCCUUCUGUUCCAAAAAGUAAAGCCAAAAAUGAGCUUUUUGAAAAAUAUUUUGAUAAAGAUCAAGAAGAGCAGGAAAAGAAAAGUCCCAAAGAUGCAACUCCAGGAAGUAAAAUUAGAGGUAAACUAAAAGCUCAGGAGCAGGAGGACGAAGAAAAUGUGAACGAAAGAAAAGCUGAUAAAAAGAAGGAGAUGACAUCCAAAGAUAAAGACACUGUCGAUAAAAAAGAAAAAGACAAAGAUAAGGAGCGACGAAAGACGGUUGAGCUGAAAAAGAGCAAAGAGCAAAAGGAUUCGAAAGAUGACAGUGGAGAUUCCGAUAAAAGCGGAGGCGAAGAUGCCGCGGGUGGGAGAGAUGAUCCAAGUGACCAGGAGGGAACGAGUGCCGGUAAAACGAACAGAAGAACCGGCGGCAAGAAGAGCGGUACCAGAAAAACCACAGAACUCGAGAGCAUAAUUGCAAUAUCGAGGAACAAAGACGGAACCACUGGAACCUCAGUCGACGAUGGCUCCACAGAACCCGUUGAGAUAAACCCAGUGUUGUCGAUCAAAGGUCUGGACUUUACGGAUUUGACAGAAUUCGACGAAUCGGAUGUUUUGUCGGUGAAUCCCGCAGCAAUUUUGGGUAAUGUGACGCCAGGAGGGGUUCCACCGCCUCCGCCUCUUCCAGGAAUGGCUGGGGUACCUCCUCCCCCUCCGCCUCCUCCACCUCCUCCAGGCGCACCUCCUCCGCCUGCGCCACCGGGACUACCAAAUGCCAGUGCCAAGGGACCUGCCAAAAAGAAGACAGUAAGGUUGUACUGGAAAGAACUCAAAAGCAACAAAUCAUCAGUGGAACUGUUCAAAAAACUAGGCAAAAAUUCCACAAUCUGGACUGACAUUCCGAAAGUAGAAGUGAACACUGAAGAGUUAGAAUCACUUUUCGAGUCGAGAGCAACUGAGUUUGCAGCACCGAAAAAACCUAGUAAAGAAGUGAACAUUUUGGACAAAAAGAGAUCAGAUAAGAUAAACAUUGCGUUGACUAAACUACCUCCUCCUAGAACAAUCAAAGCUGCUAUUUUGGCCAUGGACAAUCUAGCAAUCACGAAAGAGGGAAUCGAAUUGAUAAUCAGUGUUGUUCCCACAGACGAAGAACGAAAGUCAAUCACAGAAGCAAAAACGAACAAUCCAGAUCAGACUCUAGGUAACGCCGAGUCCUUUUUGCACCUUUUGUCGACAAUCCCUGACUUGAAGCCAAGGCUGGAUCUUUGGCAUUUCACUUUGGAGUUUGACAUGAUUGUUGAAAAAGAACUGGCGGAACCUUUGAUGGACCUUAAAACUUGCAUUAAUGAGAUAUUAUCCGCGACAACGCUCAAGUACAUUCUAUCAGUUUUGCUAUCAAUGGGUAACUUUCUAAAUUCGUCGACAAGUUCAGGAUUCGAGCUGAAUUUUUUGCCAAAAGUAGCAGAAGUUAAAGAUACAAUCAAAAAGCAGACACUACUUUAUCACGCAUGCAACACAGUGUUGAAAAAUUUUCCAUAUUCGUCUGAUUUAUAUUCGGAAAUUCCGACAGUGAGUCGUGUAGCCAAAACCGAUUUCGACGCUGUCGCAGAAGCGUUGGGUAAGUUAGAAUCCCAAUGCAUCAAUAAUUCUCACAACUUGCGAAUUGUUGCAAAGUACGAAAAUUUGACAACGAAAACGAAAUUGCAAACUUUUCUCGCAACAGUUGCUGAAAGUGUUAUAGUUUUAAAGAUAGUCAAUCGAAGAAUAUUGAACAGAUUUAAGAGAUUGUUACUAUUUCUUGGCUACCGCCCCGAAGUAGCAAAAGAUGUCAAAAUUUCUGAUUUUUGUAAGAUGCUGAGUGAGUUUGCCUUGGAGUACCGUUUAACGCGUGGCAAAAUUAUGGAACAGAAAGAAAAAAUUGAAAAGAAACGCGAACGAAACAAAACUCGGGGUAAAUUAAUAGUAGAUGAAAAAUUGUUAUCGGGAAAUUCAGCUACUAGUCCGUUAAAUAAAACCGACAGCUCGAAAUUGAUGCCUAAUGGCGUAGAACAUGAGGUCGAAUCGCCAUUGGCAGCUCUGGGAAAACGCCAGAGACCUGGAACCAGGAAGUCAGUCGGAACCCCAAACACACCUGCGCAAAGCCAGAUGGUCAACGGAAGUAGUGGCAAAGAAACAGCAGGGGAUGAAAAAGGCGAUGAAAAUGAUUCGAUGGUAGAUACUAUGAUGGAUAUUUUACUGAAAAGUUCGAAUAUUUCACACGCUUCAGGACAGAAUAGGCGUGAAAAAAGAGCCCGCAAGGGUGACCGAAAAUCAGUUAGACGAACACGAAUGGGACUAUCUCAUGAAGACGCCGAGAAAUUAGGCCUGAUGGGAAAAACACCAACUGCCGUGUAAACAACACCAACAACCACAACAACAAACUGCAACAGUCGUAGUUUAUUUAGGUUUAGAUGAUUUAAUCAAUGCGUACAAUUUCAAUGUGGUUGUUGAAUUCUGUAUAUUUAUUCUAUCAGUAGAAAUAGUCUGUCGUUUGCUUGUCUAGCUCAAACUAAUUGCUGCGUCGAACAUCAGGUCUUGUUGAAGAGCCAGCCUGUUUUUUUUUAAAGGCUUUGAAGCCGAUGAUCAGAACUGAGUUCAAGUUCCAGGCCAUAGGAUGGGAGUUCCGAGUCCCUUAUUCUCAUUUCUUAUUGAAUGCAGUCAAAAAAUAUUCUUGUGAUUGUCCAUAAAAAGCAUUUUUAUUUUAUUUUAGCGUCGCGACUGGAGAAGUCACUACGGUCACAUUUCGAAGAAGUCAGACAAUUUUUGAUUCUUUAAUUAGCACAUAGUUGAACUUAUCCGAAAGCUUAUACAGAAUUCGAAAACAUAAUCGAACGUCUUUAGAGGCCUUUUAGAUGCCAAUGAACCUGAAUUGGCUGGUUGUUUUAGGUCAACGUAGUAAUUUGUUUUUCUUGUUUAAUGUAGCCCUCAUAAUUAUCUGCAGUCAACUAUUCUAUAGGCUAGUGCAAGUUGUAUAAACUAAUAUCAUUUAGAACAGCAAAAAUUAACCGGGAAAUGGUAUUUAUUUAGACAGCUCUGUGAAAUCAAGAAAGCCCUUAACAUCCAAGAGCCAUUCAGAUCUUAGUUUAAAGUAUGCAAGUUGUAUUUAAAUUUCUUCACGUCAAAGUCAGAUUUUAUAGGCUCAAAUUAUGAAGAAAUUGAUGAUUGAGAUGAAAAAUGGUAUAUUUUACUAGACAGACUUCUUAAGUCUAGUUAAUCUUCUUAAUCGAACCAAGGGAGAGGAAUAUUUCACACAUUGGCGAUAAAAUAACCAGACCCAUUUAUAAGCGCGCUAUGACAAAUAUGUCUAGCGGCGGUACAUUUCCUACCGUAGAGAAGAGAAAAUAAUUUUGGUACAGCAUGUAAAAACAGCUUUGUAGUUUUCGUCUGUGACUUUAAGAGCAACUCAAAGAGUGUUUCUCGGACUUUGUUCUAAGUAAAGAAAAGUAUUUCCUCGGGCAAAUUUCCCCAGUUUGAAAUAGAUCGAAUUGUUGCUUGAUUCGAAAGGUUGUAGCAGGUUUCAUGUGCAGUAUUGCAGUGAUACAGUAAAAACUGCAAAUUGGAAAGAUUAAAUUUAAUUAAAUUAAAAACGGCUGGCUCUGAGACAAACAACAUGCGUAUUCAAUCCUAAAAAAUGGUGUUAUGAGUUUCUUUUUGAAGAAGUAAUUUGAUGUCAUAUCAUUGAUAACUUUGCCUUGUGAAGUGAACAUUACGGUCACAAAGAGAACUUGCCUUGUUCGUCUGCUAUAAUUUCUCUAAAAAUCUGCGAUGCUCUGUGAAUAAAUUUUCGAUAAAAUUUUGUCCAAUUUGCGAUAUCUGAAUCAAACCAUAAAAAUUGUUUAAUUUGCAAUCCUAUUUCAUAAUAACUUAUAUAAAUGUUUUCAAAUGCGGUGUAAUUCUACCUAAUUGUGUUAAAUAGUGAAGUCAAAGUCGUGCUUUGACCGAGAUUGCUGCAGGAUAAUCUAAAUUGAACAGUGCUCCUUCUAUAAUUUAUUAAACAAUUUCAAAUUUUAACUUCUC
Symsagittifera roscoffensis is the source of this 5906-nucleotide messenger RNA. RefSeq names its product FH1/FH2 domain-containing protein 1-like. Gene Ontology annotation, cellular component: cytoplasm; cytoskeleton. Gene Ontology annotation, molecular function: actin filament binding. The record is from RefSeq and is a predicted model, not a curated record. The coding region runs from base 84 to 4244 and encodes 1386 amino acids. The transcript has a single exon. NCBI's taxonomy places the organism in Eukaryota, Metazoa, Xenacoelomorpha, Acoela, Convolutidae. Gene Ontology annotation, biological process: cortical actin cytoskeleton organization.